Acinonyx jubatus (cheetah) is the source of this 5477-nucleotide messenger RNA. It is a transcript of the gene COL3A1, whose product is annotated as collagen type III alpha 1 chain. Lineage: Eukaryota; Metazoa; Chordata; Mammalia; Carnivora; Felidae. Gene Ontology annotation, molecular function: protein binding; extracellular matrix structural constituent. The transcript has 51 exons. The coding region runs from base 127 to 4527 and encodes 1466 amino acids. The record is from RefSeq and is a predicted model, not a curated record.
GAAUCUCAGUGGCUGAGUUUUAUGACGGGCCCGGUGCUGAAGGGCAGGGAACAUCUGAUGGUGCUACUUUGAACUGCUUUUCUUUUCUCCUUUUUGCACAAAGAGUCUCAUGUCUGAUAUUUAGACAUGACGAGCUUUGUGCAAAAGGGGACCUGGUUACUUCUUGCUCUGCUUCAUCCCACUGUUAUUUUGGCACAACAGGAAGCUGUUGAUGGAGGAUGCUCCCAUCUUGGUCAGUCCUAUGCGGAUAGAGAUGUCUGGAAGCCAGAACCUUGCCAAAUAUGCGUCUGUGACUCAGGAUCUGUUCUCUGCGAUGACAUAAUAUGUGACGAACAAGAAUUAGACUGUCCCAACCCAGAGAUCCCUUUUGGAGAAUGUUGUGCAGUUUGCCCACAGCCUCCAACAGCUCCUCCUCGCCCUCCUAAUGGUCAUGGACCUCAAGGCCCUAAGGGAGAUCCAGGCCCUCCUGGUAUUCCUGGGAGAAACGGUGAUCCUGGUAUUCCAGGACAGCCAGGUUCCCCUGGUUCUCCUGGCCCCCCUGGAAUCUGUGAAUCAUGCCCUACUGGUCCUCAGAACUAUUCUCCCCAGUUUGAAUCAUACGAUGUCAAGUCUGGAGUAGUAGGAGCAGGAAUUGCAGGCUACCCCGGGCCAGCUGGUCCCCCUGGCCCUCCUGGUCCCCCUGGGACAUCUGGUCAUCCUGGCUCUCCAGGUUCUCCAGGAUACCAAGGUCCCCCUGGUGAACCUGGGCAAGCUGGUCCUGCAGGCCCCCCAGGACCCCCUGGUGCUAUAGGCCCAUCUGGUCCUGCUGGAAAAGAUGGGGAAUCAGGAAGACCUGGGCGACCUGGAGAACGAGGGUUGCCCGGACCUCCAGGUAUGAAGGGUCCAGCUGGCAUGCCUGGAUUCCCUGGUAUGAAAGGACAUAGAGGCUUUGAUGGACGAAAUGGAGAAAAGGGUGAAACAGGUGCUCCUGGAUUAAAGGGGGAAAAUGGCCUGCCUGGUGAAAACGGAGCUCCUGGACCCAUGGGUCCAAGAGGAGCUCCUGGUGAAAGAGGACGGCCAGGACUUCCCGGAGCCGCAGGGGCUCGAGGUAAUGAUGGUGCUCGCGGAAGUGAUGGACAACCAGGUCCCCCUGGUCCCCCUGGAACUGCAGGAUUCCCUGGUUCCCCUGGUGCUAAGGGUGAAGUUGGACCUGCAGGAUCUCCUGGUUCAAGUGGCUCCCCUGGACAAAGAGGAGAACCAGGACCUCAGGGACACGCUGGUGCUCCAGGUCCUCCUGGCCCUCCUGGGACCAAUGGUAGUCCUGGUGGUAAAGGCGAAAUGGGUCCCGCUGGCAUCCCUGGAGCUCCUGGACUGAUAGGAGCCCGGGGUCCUCCUGGACCAUCUGGAACCAAUGGUGCUCCUGGACAGCGAGGUGCUGCAGGUGAACCUGGUAAAAACGGUGCCAAAGGAGAGCCAGGGCCACGUGGUGAACGUGGUGAAGCUGGUUCUCCAGGUAUCCCAGGGCCUAAAGGUGAAGACGGCAAAGAUGGUUCGCCUGGAGAACCUGGUGCAAAUGGACUUCCGGGAGCAGCAGGAGAAAGGGGUGCUCCUGGGUUCCGAGGACCUGCUGGAGCGAACGGCCUUCCAGGAGAAAAGGGCCCCGCUGGGGAGCGUGGUGGUCCAGGCCCUGCAGGGCCCAGAGGAGCUCCUGGAGAACCUGGCCGAGAUGGUGUCCCUGGAGGUCCAGGAAUAAGGGGCAUGCCUGGAAGCCCAGGAGGACCAGGCAGUGAUGGGAAACCAGGACCUCCCGGAAGUCAAGGAGAAAGUGGCCGACCAGGUCCUCCAGGCCCAUCUGGUCCCCGAGGUCAGCCUGGCGUCAUGGGUUUCCCUGGUCCUAAAGGAAAUGAUGGUGCACCAGGCAAGAAUGGAGAACGAGGUGGUCCUGGAGGUCCUGGCCCUCAGGGUCCUGCUGGGAAAAAUGGUGAAACUGGACCUCAGGGCCCCCCAGGACCUACCGGGCCAGCUGGUGACAAAGGAGAUGUAGGACCCCCUGGUCCACAAGGAUUACAAGGCUUACCAGGAACCAGUGGACCUCCAGGAGAAAAUGGAAAACCUGGAGAACCAGGUCCAAAGGGUGAAGCUGGUUCACCUGGAACUCCAGGAGGCAAGGGUGAUUCCGGUGCCCCCGGUGAACGUGGGCCCCCUGGAGCCUUGGGGCCCGCUGGACCGAGAGGUGGAGCUGGCCCCCCUGGUCCCGAAGGAGGAAAGGGGCCUGCUGGUCCCCCUGGGCCACCUGGCGCUGCUGGGACUCCUGGUCUGCAAGGGAUGCCUGGAGAAAGAGGAGGUCCUGGAGGCCCUGGUCCCAAGGGUGACAAGGGUGAACCAGGCAGUUCAGGUACUGAUGGUGCUCCAGGGAAAGAUGGUCCAAGGGGUCCUACUGGUCCCAUUGGUCCUCCUGGCCCAGCUGGCCAGCCUGGAGAUAAGGGUGAAGGUGGUGCCCCUGGACUUCCGGGUAUAGCUGGUCCUCGUGGUGGCCCCGGUGAGAGAGGUGAACAUGGGCCUCCAGGACCUGCUGGCUUCCCUGGUGCUCCUGGACAGAAUGGUGAGCCCGGUGCUAAAGGAGAAAGAGGUGCUCCUGGUGAGAAAGGUGAAGGAGGCCCCCCUGGAGUCGCAGGGCCCCCCGGAGGUUCUGGGCCCGCUGGUCCCCCUGGUCCCCAGGGUGUCAAAGGUGAACGUGGCAGUCCUGGUGGUCCCGGUGCUGCUGGCUUCCCCGGUGGUCGUGGUCCUCCUGGUCCUCCUGGUAAUAAUGGGAACCCAGGCCCCCCAGGCCCCAGCGGUACUCCAGGCAAGGAUGGGCCCCCUGGUCCACCUGGUAGCAGUGGUGCUCCUGGAAGCCCUGGAGUGUCUGGACCCAAAGGUGAUGCUGGCCAGCCUGGUGAGAAGGGAUCUCCUGGCGCCCAGGGCCCCCCGGGAGCUCCAGGCCCACUUGGCAUUGCCGGGAUUACGGGAGCUAGGGGUCUUGCAGGACCACCAGGCAUACCAGGUCCCAGGGGAAGCCCAGGCCCGCAGGGUGUCAAGGGUGAAAGUGGGAAACCAGGAUCUCCUGGGCACAAUGGAGAACGUGGUGCUCCUGGACCCCAGGGUCUUCCUGGUCUGGCUGGUGCAGCUGGUGAACCUGGAAGGGAUGGAAACCCAGGAUCAGAUGGUCUGCCAGGCCGAGAUGGAGCUCCUGGUGGCAAGGGUGACCGUGGAGAAAACGGCUCUCCUGGUCCUCCUGGUGCUCCUGGUCAUCCAGGCCCACCUGGCCCCGUCGGUCCGGCUGGAAAGAAUGGUGACAGAGGAGAAACCGGCCCUGCUGGUCCUUCUGGGGCUCCAGGUCCUGCUGGCUCCCGAGGUGCUCCUGGUCCCCAAGGCCCACGUGGUGACAAAGGUGAAACAGGUGAACGUGGUUCUAAUGGCAUCAAAGGACAUCGAGGAUUCCCUGGUAAUCCAGGAGCCCCAGGUGCUCCAGGUCCUGCUGGUCACCAAGGUGCAGUUGGUAGUCCAGGACCCGCAGGCCCCAGAGGACCUGUUGGACCCAGUGGGCCCCCUGGCAAAGAUGGAACAAGUGGACAUCCAGGUCCCAUUGGACCCCCGGGGCCUCGAGGUAACAGAGGUGAAAGAGGAUCUGAGGGCUCCCCAGGUCACCCAGGACAACCGGGUCCUCCUGGACCUCCUGGUGCCCCUGGUCCAUGCUGUGGUGCUGGUGGGGGUGUUGCCUUCGCUGGUAUUGGAGGUGAAAAAGCUGGCGGAUUUGCCCCAUAUUAUGGAGAUGAACCAAUGGAUUUCAAAAUCAACACCGAGGAGAUUAUGACCUCACUCAAAUCAGUCAAUGGACAGAUAGAGAGCCUCAUUAGUCCUGAUGGGUCCCGUAAACACCCGGCUCGGAACUGCCGAGACCUGAAGUUCUGCCAUCCUGAACUCCAGAGUGGAGAAUAUUGGAUUGAUCCUAACCAAGGCUGCAAGUUGGAUGCUAUUAAAGUAUUCUGUAAUAUGGAAACUGGGGAAACAUGCAUAAAUGCCAGUCCUGUGAAUGUUCCACGUAAGAACUGGUGGAUAGAUUCUGGUGCUGAGAAGAAACAUGUUUGGUUUGGAGAAACCAUGGAUGGUGGUUUUCAGUUUAGCUAUGGCAAUCCUGACCUUCCUGAAGAUGUCCUCGAUGUCCAGCUGGCAUUCCUCCGACUUCUCUCCAGCCGGGCCUCCCAAAACAUCACGUAUCACUGCAAGAAUAGCAUUGCAUACAUGGAUCAGGCCAGUGGGAAUGUAAAGAAAGCCCUGAGGCUGAUGGGUUCAAAUGAAGGUGAAUUCAAGGCUGAAGGGAAUAGCAAAUUCACAUACACAGUUCUGGAGGAUGGUUGCACUAAACACACUGGGGAAUGGGGCAAAACAGUCUUCGAAUAUCGAACACGCAAGGCCGUGAGAUUACCUAUUGUAGAUAUUGCACCCUAUGAUGUUGGUGGUCCUGAUCAAGAAUUUGGUGUGGACAUUGGCCCCGUUUGCUUUUUAUAAACCAAACUCUAUCUGAAACCCCAGCAAAAAAAUUCACACCCAUAUGUGUUCCUCUCGUUCUAACCUUGUCAACCAGUACAAGUGACCAACUCGAUUCCAGUUAUUUAUUUCCAAAAGUUUUGGAAAAAGUAUAAUUUGGCAAAAAAGGAUACUUUUUUUUUUUGCUGUUACACCAAAUACAGUUCAAAUGCUUUUUGUUCUAUUUUUUUACCAAUUCCAAUUUCAAAAUGUCUCAAUGGUGCUAUAAUAAAUAAACUUCAACACUCUUAAAAUAACACUGUGUUACAUUCUUUGAAUCCUAGCCCAUUUGCAGAGCAAUGACUAGGCUUACCAUUAAAAGAUAACCUUUCUUUCUGAAAUAGUCAAACAUGAAAUUAGGAAAGACCUCCCUGUUUCAACUACCUCAACCUGGUCAGAAAUACAGAUGAAUUCUAGAAGUCCUGGAAGACGAGAAAAAUUAUAUAAAUCGGCAAAACUUAUGAAUUUCAUUCAUUCACUUCCCAAAAAAGUGAUAGCAUAAGAAAAAAGUAUAGCAUAAGAAUUUAAGGAAAUAUUUUAAAAUCCACAUUUGAAUCUUGGAUACCAACUGCUUUUAAAGGUGCUUUUCUCUUUUCUUGUCAUUGCUGAAACGAUCAAGAUUACUGAUAUUUGGGAAGGCUUUGAAGACACAUAUUAUGGUGCUAAUGUACUUUCACUUUAAAAACUCUAGGUCAGAGUUGUUGCCUUGCCUUCAAAACAUAAAUGCACACCAUCUGUACAUGUCUCCUGUCAAAAAGAUUUAUUGGCGUGUCUCUCUCUUGAUCCUGUAAAAGUCAACAACAAGAAACAAAUGAGGCUGCUGUUGUCACAGUAACACAGAGAAUGUGUUGAAACUUAACUUUGUAAACUUGUAUGUGGUUGUUGAUCUUUUUUUCUUACAGACACCCAUAAUAAAAUAUCAUAAUAAAACA